AUGACGUCCCUCGCUCAAUUAUCACAAGGGAGCAUCUCACCUGAACUACUGGAGGAGAUUGCCAAAUAUGUCGUCCCAUCUGGGAUCGCUGAUUUUACGGCUUUAGCCAUCAUUGCUGGCGCAGGAGUCACCUUUCUAUCCCGAGGGAUACUCUGGGAUCGACCAGAUCCCUACCAUCAUCUCGCAUUUGAACGACCGCAGUUAAAGAAUGGUGGCCAGGUGGGAUCAAGCAAUAAAGAAACCAGAAACAUAGCCCAAAAGAUGCAGGAGACCAGCAAGCAAAUUGUGGUGUUCUGGGGAUCUCAGUCAGGCACAGCCGAGGGGUUUGCGCAUCGACUGGCUCGGGAGAUUGCCGUGCGCUGGGGCCAGGAAAGCAUGACAGCCGACUUGUCUGAUUAUGAUCCAGUCUCCAUCUCCGAAAUCCCGGACUCGAAGCUCGCGAUCUUCAUCGUUUCGACCUACGGCGAGGGUGACCCGAGCGACAACACCGCCGAUUUCUGGAGCUGGAUCACCAAGGCCGCGGACCUAUCCUUGUCCAACCUGCGAUAUGCCGCGUUUGGCCUCGGCAACUCAAAUUACAAAUUCUAUAAUCGAGUGAUUGACGUGAUAGUCGAAGGGCUGGAUAAAUUCGGAGCCCAGACUCUGAUACCAGUCGGCAGGGCAAACGAUGCAGAGGGCGCGACCGAGGAAGACUUCAUGGAGUGGAAGGAUCGUCUGUUCACUCUCUUCAAGACACAGCUAGGGUUCCAUGAGGUCGAAGCCAAGUACACUCCCAGCUUGAAAGUUGAAGAGGAUGAAUCAUUGGAGCCCAUUGACCUUCACCACGGCGAACCUAAUAGCACUGUCGAUGUGCCCAAGAACGCAGCCCCGUCUUCACCAGUGCGAACCUUGAGCAUCUCCCAUUCCAGGGAGCUCUUCACGGCCUCAGACCGAAAUUGUCUUCACUUGGACCUAGACCUGAGCAGCCAGCCUGAAUUGACCUACAAGACAGGCGACCACCUUGCUAUCUGGCCCGGAAACCCCGAUGCUGAAGUAGAGCGUCUUUUGCAGGUCCUCGACCUGGCUUCCCGGCGCGAUGUUCCCAUCAUCAUCAAGGCUUUGGAUUCUGCUACAAAGAUUACAAUUCCUACCCCGACGAGUACAGUGGCACUCUUCCGCUAUUACCUAGAAAUCUGCGCGCCUGUCAACCGCGACAACGUCCGAGAUCUUGCGCAGUUUGCCCCAACUCCCGAGGCAAAGGCGUAUCUUUCCAAACUAGGUCAGGAUAGAGAUUUCUACGCAAAUUUCAUCAACCACACCCAUCUCAACCUCGGUCGUCUACUGCAGCUGGCCUGCCCCGACAAGACCUGGACCGAUCUUCCGCUCGCGUACCUCGUGGAGACCCUGCCACAUCUUCGCCCUCGAUAUUAUUCCAUCUCAUCCAGCAGUGUAGUCUCUCCACGGAAACCCUCGAUUACCGCAAUUGCAUCGACGACUACCCUUUCCGAUAACUCUAAAGAGCUUGUCCACGGCGUGACUUCCAACUAUCUCUUGGCCAUCUCUCAACAGUCUCGUUCUCUUCCUCACCCCCACGGACUCACCUAUCAUCUCGAUGGCCCUAGCGAUAUGCUACAAGGUGGGAAAGUCUUCGCCCACAUCCGUCGCAGUAAAUUCAAGCUACCGGUCAUGAGUAAAACGCCACUGAUCAUGGUGGGUGCCGGCACCGGACUGGCUCCAUUCAGAGCAUUCCUUUCAGAGCGGUGUCAGGUCCAGAAAGUCGGAAAGGAGAUUGGCCAAAUGAUCCUCUUCUUUGGGUGCCGCAAUCCGGACGAGGAUUUUAUCUACCGUGAAGAGUUAGAGGAAAUGCAGAAGGCUUUCGGUGACAAACUGCACCUGGUGACUGCAUUCUCUAGACAACAGGGAUCUCCGCGACGAUAUGUCCAAGACCGUGUUGCGGAACUCGGGGAGGAGGUUGUGAGACUUAUUGACGAGGGUGGCAGUUUCUAUGUUUGUGGGCGAGCAGGCAUGGCUCGCGAAGUGGAGAAGGCUGUCGGUGCCACGAUGCAGAAGGCGAAGGGGUGGACGUCCGAUGAGGUGAAUGGAUGGAGCAAGGCCGUCAAGAAGAAGAACAAGUGGCAGGAGGAUGUUUGGGGCUGA
Messenger RNA from Penicillium macrosclerotiorum, 2136 nucleotides. Its product is annotated as NADPH cytochrome P450 oxidoreductase family protein. Gene Ontology annotation, molecular function: FMN binding; NADPH-hemoprotein reductase activity; flavin adenine dinucleotide binding. Gene Ontology annotation, cellular component: cytosol. The record is from RefSeq and is a predicted model, not a curated record. Bases 1 to 2136 code for a protein of 711 amino acids. NCBI's taxonomy places the organism in Eukaryota, Fungi, Ascomycota, Eurotiomycetes, Eurotiales, Aspergillaceae. The transcript has a single exon.